AGAAGACAAAGUUCAAAUGAAAUUUGCUACAGAUCCAUACGCCAAAACCCAAAACCCGAGCCUUAAACCCUACCGACCCAUUAAUCCUCUUCUUCAUCAGUUGUCGCUUUUUCUCCCACCUAGAAACCUUAAUGCUUAAACCCUUUACCCUUUUUCUUGCCUAAGGUCGCAGCCACCGUUUCAGCACUCUCUCUCUCUCUGCAUAAUUUACAUUCAAACACACACACGAAGUGAACUUUCAUCUUUAGCAAAGUUUUAUUUCGUUACCAAAUAUAUAAUAAAUAUUUAAUCAGCAUGAAGUACAGCAACAAAAGCAAAAACUCAAAGAGAAAAGGGUCAGUAAAGCAAGAUCCUUUCUUUAACACAGAAUCCAAAAAACGGAGGAAAAAUGAAUACAGAGACGAUUACAUUGAGUCAGGAGGGGAAGAGUCGGACGAGGAAAAUAAUAAUAAUAAUAAUAAUAAUGGGUUUUCUAAUAGCGGCGAUGAGAAAGAGAGGGAGGAUGAGAAAGAGACUGCUCAAGAGAAGAGACAGCGUUUGGCAAAAGCGUAUUUGGAGAAGCGGAGAGAGAUUUUGAGAAGAGAAGAAGAAGAAGCAGAAGAAGAGGGAGAAGAUAACGGUAGGUGUGAGAAAGAAGGAGAAAGAGAUUCUUUAGUUGUUAAUAUGCUGCUUAAGGAGCAGCUUGAAGAUAGCGGCAGAUUAAGAAGAGCUAUUGCUUCUAGGGUUGAGAAGCCUGAAACUGUUGGUGGAUUUGAGGUACUAGUGAAGCAUAGGCAUUCUGUAACUGCUGUAUGUCUAUCUGAUGAUGACUCAAAGGGGUUUUCUGCUUCCAAAGAUGGCACAAUUAGACAGUGGGAUGUAGAUACUGGGAAAGGUGAAAAAUACCAAUGGCCUAAUGACGAAACACUGAGACUUCAUGGGGUCAAGAAUCCUGAUGGUCGAGCUACAAAGCAUAGCAAGCAGGUUCUAGCAUUGGCUGUUAGCACUGAUGGACGGUAUUUGGCAACUGGAGGAUUGGAUCGCCAUAUUCACUUGUGGGACACACGUGCAAAACAACAUAUUCAGGCUUUCCCAGGUCAUAGAGGGCCUGUGUCAUGCCUAACUUUUAGGCAAGGGACUUCUGAACUUUUUUCUGGUUCAUUUGAUCGAUCAAUCAAGAUAUGGAGUGUGGAAGACAGAGCUUAUGUAAAUACAUUGUUUGGUCACCAAAGUGAAGUAUUAACAGUUGAUUGCCUGCGGAAAGAACGGGUGUUGGCUACUGGACGUGAUCGAACUAUGCAAUUGUUUAAGGUCCCUGAGGAGUCAAGAUUGAUCUUCCGUUCUUCAGCAUCGUCACUAGAAUGUUGUUGUUUUAUUGAUAAUGACGAAUUUUUAUCGGGAUCAGAUGAUGGAAAUAUUGAGCUCUGGACCGCGCAAAAAAAGAAGCCUGUAUACAUUGUUAAGAAUGCUCAUGCUUUGUUGAUUGACCCCAAGAAUCCUGAACAAAAAGAUAAUGCCAGUCUUUCCAGUGGUCCAAUAGCAUGUUCCUGGGUGAGUUCAGUCGCUGUCUGUACAGGCAGUGAUCUAGCUGCAUCGGGAGCUGGUAAUGGAUCUGUUCGCCUAUGGGCUAUUGAUGGUGCUCCCAAAGGCAUUCGACCCUUGUAUGAUCUUCCAUUGGUUGGAUUUAUCAACUCUUUGGCAUUUUCAAAAUCUGGAAGGUUCCUUGCUGCGGGAGUUGGGCAGGAACCUCGACUAGGACGAUGGGGACGAAUUUCAGCUGCUCAAAAUGGAGUCGCGAUUCAACAGUUGAAAUUUUUGUAGGAUAUGCACAAGUUUUGAGCUUACCAGUUUUGACACCAGACUAAAGAAAAUGAACUGAGAAAUUCUGAUUCUUGUGAUUUAGUCUUUGUCCAAAUUGUAUAUUUAAAUGCUGGGUUAUUAAUCGGCAUCAUUUUUGCA
Ricinus communis (castor bean) is the source of this 1938-nucleotide messenger RNA. Its product is annotated as U3 snoRNP-associated protein-like EMB2271. The transcript is spliced from 7 exons. Gene Ontology annotation, molecular function: snoRNA binding; protein binding. The record is from RefSeq and is a predicted model, not a curated record. Gene Ontology annotation, cellular component: small-subunit processome. NCBI's taxonomy places the organism in Eukaryota, Viridiplantae, Streptophyta, Magnoliopsida, Malpighiales, Euphorbiaceae. Bases 295 to 1800 code for a protein of 501 amino acids.